AUGAAGUUUAACGGUUUAUUAAGUGCAAUUACGAUUGCAUCUAGCAUUUCGGCAUUAUCUUUUAACCAACAUGAUGAUCAAAUUGUUCUAUCAAAUUUAAAUUCAGAAAAAUCCCAUUCUCCAUUAAAUGAAAUUUAUUCUCAAUUUGAUACAGUUGAAAAUAAACAAUUUAUAUCCAAAAUUUGGUCAGACUUAUCUAGUGAGUUUUCGGAAAAUAAAUUAAUUCAAUUAGUUAAUCAAUUUAAUAAUAGAAAAUCAUUACCGAAAAAUAACCAAUAUAAAGCAUUCACUGCAGCUUCAACUCAAUUUGAAACUUUAUCAAAUGAUAAAUUUAAUGAUUAUUCGUUAAGAAUUAAAUCUACCCAUCCUGAAAUAUUAGGUUUAGAUACUGUGCAACAAUAUACUGGUUAUUUAGAUGUUCAAAGUUUAGAUAAACAUUUCUUUUAUUGGUUUUUUGAAAGUAGAAAUGAUCCAAAAAAAGAUCCAAUCAUUCUUUGGUUAAAUGGUGGUCCAGGUUGUUCAAGUUCUACUGGUUUAUUUUUUGAAUUAGGACCAAGUAAAAUUAAUUCAACUUUACAACCUGUAAAUAAUCCAUUUAGUUGGAAUAAUAAUGCCUCAGUUAUAUUUUUGGAUCAACCUGUUGGUGUUGGUUAUUCAUAUACAAAUAGUGAAGAAGUUGUUUCUACAGAAGCUGCUGCAAAAGAUGUAUAUGUAUUUUUAGAAUUAUUUUUCCAAAAAUUCCCACAAUUUAUUCAAAAUGAAUUUCAUAUAGCUGGUGAAUCAUAUGCUGGUCAUUAUAUUCCAAGAUUUGCAAGUGAGAUAAUUAAUAAUGCUGAUAGAUCAUUCGAAUUAUCUUCAGUUUUAAUAGGUAAUGGUAUUACUGAUCCUUUAAUUCAAGCUGGUUCUUAUAAACCAAUGGCCUGUGGUGAAGGUGGCUAUAAACCAGUUUUAACACCUGAACAAUGUCAUCAAAUGGAAAAAGAUUAUCCUAAAUGUAAAAUUUUAACUAAAUUAUGUUAUGAUUUUCAAAAUCCAUUAACUUGUGUUCCAGCUCAAGUUUAUUGUGAUAAUAAACUAUUUCAACCAUAUGCUCAAACUGGUUUAAAUCCUUAUGAUAUCAGAAAAAAAUGCGCUGAUGAAGGUGGUAAUUGUUAUGUUGAAAUGGAUUAUAUGGAUGAUUAUUUAAAUUUAGAAUAUGUUAAAAAAGCUGUUGGUGCUGAAAAUAUCGAUAUUUUCACAUCUUGUGAUGAUACAGUUUUUAGAAAUUUCCUAUUAAAUGGUGAUGAACAAAAACCAUUUCAACAAUAUGUUGCUGAAUUAUUAGACCAUAAUAUUCCUGUUUUAAUCUAUGCUGGUGAUAAAGAUUAUAUUUGUAAUUGGUUAGGUAAUUUUGAUUGGGUUAAUCAACUAGAUUACAAAGAUGGAGAAAUAUUUGCUAAAAAACCUUUGAAACAUUGGAAAACUUUGGAUGAUGGUAAAAUAGCAGGUGAAGUUAAGAAUUAUAAACAUUUCACAUUCCUUAGAAUCUACGAUGCUGGGCAUAUGGUGCCAGCUGAUAAAGCCCUGGAAUCUUUAGAUAUGGUCAAUAGAUGGAUCAGUGGUGAUUACUCAUUUGGUCAUAAAGAUUAA
Molecule: messenger RNA, 1629 nt
Organism: Insectozyma verbasci
Lineage: Eukaryota; Fungi; Ascomycota; Pichiomycetes; Serinales; Debaryomycetaceae
Source: the annotation of a GenBank genome assembly